Morchella sextelata is the source of this 1281-nucleotide messenger RNA. RefSeq lists its product as uncharacterized. Gene Ontology annotation, biological process: retrograde transport, endosome to Golgi. Lineage: Eukaryota; Fungi; Ascomycota; Pezizomycetes; Pezizales; Morchellaceae. Gene Ontology annotation, cellular component: late endosome; cytoplasm. The transcript has 3 exons. The record is from RefSeq and is a predicted model, not a curated record. Gene Ontology annotation, molecular function: oxidoreductase activity. Bases 1 to 1281 code for a protein of 426 amino acids.
AUGACUGUCAUGGAGGGUACCGACCGUCAGGAGAUCGUCAUAAUAGGCGGUGGCAUUAUUGGUUGUACGACAGCAUAUUACCUGACAAGACAUCCUGCCUACGAUCCAUCAAAGCAUUCAAUCACGGUAAUCGAGGCUACAAGAAUAGCUGGUGGAGCAUCUGGAAAGGCUGGAGGUCUUCUUGCAGUAUGGGCAUAUCCAAACAAUAUUGUUCCCCUGAGCUUUAAGCUACAUCAAGAUUUGGCACAGGAACAUGGUGGUGAAGAGAAUUGGGGUUACAGAAAAGUGUCGUGCGGAAAUCUGGAAGCAACGGGCCGAGGGAGGACUGAGUUGGAACGAUUAGGUGGACAAACUGGAAUGUCGUUGGGAAAGAGGAGCGGGGAGAAGGGGAGGAAGGUCACCAAUGGAGGAAGGAGUGCGCUUCCCAAAGACCUAGACUGGAUACUACCAGAUCUUAUUAAGGGAUAUGAAAAGAUGGGAGGAAGUAAGGAAACAGCACAAGUGCACCCUUAUCAGUUCACGAUGGCUAUGAUUCAUCUUGCGGAAGAACGAGGCGUCAAGGUCAUAAUCGGAUCUGUUAAAGACAUUAACUAUGCUGAAGCCAGCCGUAGUACUCGUCGAAAGGUAAAAUCAGUGACAUAUGAGGAUCGUGAGACGAAAGAAAUACAUACAAUUCCGUCUACAACAACCAUUCUUGCAGCAGGACCAUGGACUUCAAAACUUUAUCCUUCUGCGCCGAUAUCUGGGUUACGAGCGCACAGUGUUACCAUUACCCCGGCCUCACCUGUUUCGGCUUAUGCUUUGUUCACCGAGAUAACUAUUCCUCCUACGCCACCAUCUCCAUCAUACCGGUAUCAUUCAUCACGGAAUAUACAGGCGGCACCGGUAUCUCCAGAGAUAUAUUCACGCCCAAAUAAUGAAAUUUAUGUUUGUGGCGAAGGGGAUAUGGAAGUGGAGGUUCCCGAGACGACCGCAGACGUGGAAGUUGAUGAGGAUCGAUGUGAUGACCUGAUAGCUCAGGUCAGCUCUAUAUCGGACCAUAUUCGACUUGGACGGGUAACGAGAAAACAAGCUUGCUACCUACCAAUUCUAAGUGUGGGUGGCCAUGGAGGACCUUUGAUCGGCGAAACGGGAACUGAAGGCCUCAUGAUGGCUACGGGCCAUAGUUGCUGGGGUAUUAACAAUGCACCGGCCACUGGGAAGUUGAUAAGUGAAAUGGUUUUCGACGGAAAGGCCAUUAGCGCAGAUAUCGGCCAACUGGAUCCACGAAGGAUACUGUGA